CGUGAUUCCAUUAAUUAUGUGUUUAAAAAACUAAAUAUAAAUUAUGCUAAAUGUUAAAUUGCCAAGUGAAGUCGUUCAGUUACAUUUCAGAUCAUUUGUGAUUCUAAGAAGAUCCCUAAUCAAGUGAUGUGCAAAAUAAAUACGGAAAAGUGAGGUAGCAAUGGGAGAAACGUGAAGUGAUGUCAAACCAGUUCGGAUUUUUUACAAGAACAUCAGUCCAUAUACGAACUUUACGAACAGUCCGCUUUUCAUACAAAUCCGGCAUUUUGACCUUGCAAGCAAAUUCUGAAAAUCGAUAUUGCAGCCGUCUCAUAUCUUUAUGAGAUCUUUACGGUUUGUGAUCAACGAGAAAAAAAUGUCAACGCCUACUUUACUUCGGGAUAAAAUGCUUUGUUACUGUCAUUUUUCGCGCGAUUCGUUGUGAAACAUCCGGUGCGUUAAAUUCCGAUUUGCUAUCGUAGCAAAAUUCCUUUGCAUACUGUGGAUCUCAUCAGAGCAAUUUCGCACAUCGAUCCCAAUAUAAUCCAAGACGAAUGAAAAAAUGGCCUACCGCAAUGGAUAUUCGGGAGAGGAGAGGGACUUAGAUAGGGAAGACAGGAUAAGUGAUAGUAUGGGAAAACCGGUGCAUAUAAUCGAACAUUUGGCCACAUUCACUGUUACCAAAGAAACAGGUAUUAUUUAUCCAAAUGAUGGAAUGAGAAGACUGCUGCAGUUGGAAAAGACUAAUGGGAUAUGGUCGCAGAAGAUGCAACUAUGUUUAGAUAACUCUUGGGUAUUAAUUAUGGAUUAUGAGACAGGUAGUGUAAUGGAAAGGUUUCCAGCAAAUUCGAUACAGGAACCUACUGCAUUUAUGAGUCAGGACCCCAUGGAAAUGUAUAACAAUAUUUUAGUAUUUAUCGUAACGAAUUCAAAUCAGUCACAUCCAGAAAUGCAUAUAUUUCAGUGUCAAAGCAUAUCAGCACAAGAUUUAGUGGAAGACCUCAUGCAAUUAAAAAUGGGCAAGGCUCUAACUCGCAGUAGAAAAAGUAGUAUCCCACCUCCAUCCCACAAACCACCGCAAAAUAUUGUGAACCCCACACGGGAACUUCCUACAAGGGAUUACCACGGUGGCGAAUUUGAACUGUCAGGCAACAACGACGAUUCAAGCUCGACGACUAGCGAAAAAUAUGAACGUGACGUAGCCAUUUUGAACCACUGCUUCGACGAUAUUGAAAAGUUUAUCGCCAGACUGCAACAUGCUGCUGCCGCAGCUAGAGAGCUGGAACGCCGAAGAAAAAGUCGAAAAAGUAAAAAACGCGACAUGGGAGAUGGUAUGCUAACAAUGAGGACCAAACCUCCACCCGAAAAAGAAUUCGUGGACAUCUUCCAGAAGUUCAAGCUGUCAUUCAAUUUACUGGCGAAGCUAAAAGCGCAUAUCCACGAUCCAAAUGCCCCAGAACUGGUCCAUUUUCUUUUUACCCCGUUAGCAUUGAUUGUUGAAGCAGGUCAAGAUACCUAUUUUGAAAGACAUAUUCCACACAACGUCGUGUCACCUUUGUUAACCAGAGAAGCUGUCAAUUUACUCAUGAACUGCGUGACAAGUAAGGAAACUGAACUGUGGCACUCUUUGGGAAAUGCAUGGCUCAUACCCAGGGACCAAUACAAAGGGCAUGUACCAUCCUACCAUCCUGUAUUCAUGGACGGUUGGUCACCAGAAUUCCCAGUAAUAGAUGAGAUGGAGUCAGAAAGCAAAGGCUAUCAUGAACAAUACAGCAGUGACUACAAUGACUAUCCCUCUUCGAGCCAAGAUGCUCAUGAUAGAGGAAAUUCUUAUCACCAUCCACCUGAAAAGGACUUGCCUCCACCAAUGGUGGAAAGUACCCGAAGCGACAUAUCUGUGGACUCUAUUGAAAGAAACCCAGAAGACAGAGGAUUCGGGAGAAACCAAGAGGCCUUCUUGGAAGAACUGCAGAGUAGAGGCGCUAAUAUUGUGCAAGUGACUUAUCCAAGAACUGCUAAUAAUGAUAAGGAAUUGACAGUUGUCCGUGGAGAAUUCCUCGAGAUUCUUGAUGAUAGCAGGAAAUGGUGGAAGGCAAGAAAUAGCAGAGGUCAAAUCGCUCAUGUACCACAUACAAUAGUUACACCAUAUGCUUUUAAUAAUCCAUAUCCUCCAAAUCACAGAAGACCGGAAUCGCCGAUCGAAAGGUUCAAUAGUGGCCACGGUUCAACUACUCCAGAUCACCCAACUUCCACGAAAAACAACGCGGACUGGAUAAAGAACCAGCGGAUCGAGAAACCUGACCUUAAACCUCCACCCCCACCUCCAAUGCCAACCCCAUCUGCCCCUCCUACCCCUCAACCAAUCAAACGUACCCAAUCCCAAAUUUCCACGAAAUCGAACAAUGACAAAAUGAAAGAAGAGCUGUCUAGCGUGCUACAUUAUAUGAGAAAACGAGACGGGCCCAGAAACAUUAUCAUCAAACAGACAGAGGAGUCCUAUAUCAGUCAGAAGUCGACCCCUAAAGAAGUCCAAGAAUGGUUGGAAAAGAAGGCGUUUGAGAAGAGUAUCAGGGAUAAGUUUAAAGGGGUUGCAGGAUACCAAAUGUUUGAUAUAAAGAAGCGGGAACUAGAAACGAUUUGUGGAAAGGAAGAAGGCGGAAGAUUGCAUUCACAGUUACUUGUUAUGAAAUCUGUCACUGAGUAUCAAACCCUUAGGACCACAGAACUGAGGACGGUACUAGCCAAGGUUAGACAAAAGAUUGGAGACGAGGAACAAUGAACAUAUUACGAAAAUAAUAAUAUACAAAUUUGUAUCAGAUGCCGUGAGAAAUUAGAACUUCGUCCUUUAUUCAAUUAUGACGGGGUUCGCGAGGUCUAAUUAGCUAGACGACAACUUACAGGUUUUACGAUGCCUUCUGUUUUCAUGAAGUUAAAAAAAUCACCCGCGAAAAGAUAGAUUAAUAAUAUCAUGAAAACAGUAGCCAUUCGUAAAACCUGUAAGUUGACACCUAAUUAGCUUUUUGAGAUCUAUCUAGGAGGUCACACGAUUCAAAUGAAAACCGUAUAAAAUUAGAAUUUUUCCUAACAUCAAUACCUGACUUAUCUUGCACAUAUUGUUACAUAAUGCUAGAAGUGCUUUAUUUUAGAGAUCCAUCAGAUAUUACUAUGUUAUAGUUGAGUUUAUGUUGUCAUAGUUUGUAGAAACUUUUACCUUUAUCUGAUCAAAUAAAAUCUAGCAGG
Acanthoscelides obtectus is the source of this 3219-nucleotide messenger RNA. The record is from the annotation of a GenBank genome assembly. NCBI's taxonomy places the organism in Eukaryota, Metazoa, Arthropoda, Insecta, Coleoptera, Chrysomelidae.